GCAACUUCGGUGGAUUACUAUCGUGUCGUGUCUAAUUCGAUAUUGAGACUUGUCGAUCUCGACUAUUGAUAAUUAUUUAUUGAGUAUUUUUAUACAAUUUAGUUUCAAAAUGGAAAAAAUGGGAUUCACAUCUGCCUUAAUUGGUAUGUUACUGAUUUUUACGUCAACUCCCACGCGUGCGCGGCCGCAGAAUGACAUAGUAGAGGCCGAUGGAUUUGUAUUCGACGGUCCAGCAGACAGGCCGGACAAAUUUCCCAAUGACGACGGUCGCAUUCCUCGCGAUUUUCCACCCUUGAACCCCACAGAACCAUCGCCAAACCCACGGGACACGAGUGGCACCACCACCACAACGCCAUCGCCAGCGAUGGCUCGAUGCAUGCAGAAUUGUCCGGUGACCGCACAGUACAAUCCAGUAUGCGGAAGUGACAAUGUGGUGUACAGCAACAUAGGGAGAUUAGAGUGCGCUAUCAGCUGCGGCACGCCGGUCACGUUUCGUUACUUCGGACAGUGCACCAGCAACGUCAGAGGAAAAUAAAACGCAAUUAAUGAGCUGUGGUUCAAUCCCCUGGUUGAAUAACUCCGUACUGAUUCAUAUUAUUACUUUAAUUCAAAUGUGCCAAUUGUAGAUAGGUUUAUACGAGUGUUUAUAAAUAAAAGACGAAUGGAGAUAACA
Molecule: messenger RNA, 673 nt
Organism: Diachasma alloeum
Lineage: Eukaryota; Metazoa; Arthropoda; Insecta; Hymenoptera; Braconidae
Exons: 5
Coding region: 110-535 (141 amino acids)
Molecular function (GO): serine-type endopeptidase inhibitor activity; protein binding
Source: RefSeq, a predicted model, not a curated record